AUGGACGAUAUAGCACUGCGAGCAUCUGAUCGUGUUUUAGAAGUGAUAUUUUCUUAUUUAGAUUUGCACACGUUAAGAAAUUGUGCGUUAGUGUGCAAACGUUGGAACCGUUUUUUAAACGACGAGAAUAACGAAGCGUGGAGAAUACACUGUAUUCGUAAGUUGGCUCAGGAGGCUCUUAGCUCCGAUAUAUUGUCAUCGGUGCCUACCUAUAAAUCGAAAUUGCGUGCAUUUUAUCACGCGUGGAACCCCCUCGAUUGUUCGAAAAACAUUUACAUUAAAUCCAACGGAUUCACUCUGCACAGGAACCCUAUUGCGCAAAUCACAGAUGCUUGUAGGGGUAAAAUUGGUUUCCGGCAUGGCAGACAUGCCUGGGAAAUCAUUUGGGAAGGACCUUUGGGCACAGUAGCAGUUAUAGGAAUAGCAACCAAAGAAGUACCGUUACUGUGUCAUGGGUAUGUAGCAUUAUUGGGCUCUGAUGAGCAUUCAUGGGGAUGGAAUCUAGUGGAUAAUCAUCUGCUACACAAUGGUGAUGUGCAAGGGAAUUAUCCGUUGCUUAAUAAUGCUCCUAGGUAUCAGGCUGGGGAAAGAAUUAGGGUAAUAUUAGAUUGUGAUGAUAACACAUUAUCUUUUGAAAAAAAUUACGAAUUUUUGGGAGUGGCAUUUAGAGGGUUGCCAGACAAAAGAUUAUAUCCAUCUGUAUCUGCUGUAUAUGGAAAUACAGAAGUAACUAUGGUGUACUUAGGACCACCUCUAGAUGGCUAACACUUUACUUCCAGUAGAGACAUAUCUUCAGAGGCUUGGUCAAGGCUGUUUGGUGAAAUGUGAAUGCAGAAUUCUCUGUAUCACACCAAUAUGUCUACUAUGAAAUAGAACCAGCACACUGAUGAACUGUAUGAUAUUCUUUAUGACGGAUGUGUGCCUGUUCAUUCAGUCAAUAGAUUGUAAAUAGUAUUAGUAUUCCAUUUAACCUGAUACAUCCAUAAUAGGGCUUUAUACAGUGUUAACAAUUGUAAGUUACUUAACACUUGGGACAUCAAAUAAUUUU
Dufourea novaeangliae is the source of this 1048-nucleotide messenger RNA. RefSeq names its product F-box/SPRY domain-containing protein 1 (gene Fsn). Gene Ontology annotation, cellular component: SCF ubiquitin ligase complex; synapse. NCBI's taxonomy places the organism in Eukaryota, Metazoa, Arthropoda, Insecta, Hymenoptera, Halictidae. The record is from RefSeq and is a predicted model, not a curated record. Gene Ontology annotation, molecular function: protein binding. The transcript is spliced from 4 exons. Bases 1 to 765 code for a protein of 254 amino acids. Gene Ontology annotation, biological process: proteasome-mediated ubiquitin-dependent protein catabolic process; synapse assembly involved in innervation.